Molecule: messenger RNA, 615 nt
Organism: Capronia epimyces CBS 606.96
Lineage: Eukaryota; Fungi; Ascomycota; Eurotiomycetes; Chaetothyriales; Herpotrichiellaceae
Exons: 2
Coding region: 1-615 (204 amino acids)
Molecular function (GO): metallopeptidase activity
Source: RefSeq, a predicted model, not a curated record
AUGCCUACGCCGAGCAUCCGUCUUUUGAGUCAGAUGGGGAUGGGCAUCAGCCCCGGCCCCGGCCCCGAUCCCAGCGCCGACAAGCGGCGAGUCCACUGGUCGACCAACUACGUGAGCGACACGAUGAUCACUUUGCAAUUCAGCUACCUCGCGCGGGCGUACACCAACGCGUCGAUCGGAUUCCGCCUGCUCGGCAUCGACCGCACCACCAACGACACAUGGGCGGCCAACGGCGACGACGUGGCCAUGAAGCGCGCGCUGCGCCGCGGCUCCUACUCGUCGCUCAACCUCUACUACCAGUCGAUGCUGCAGGCCGCGGCCAACACGCCCGGCAUCCCCGCGGGCUCGACGUUGCUGGGCUUCUGCAGUCUGCCGGCGGCCGGGGUGACGGCGACGACGCCGCACAGCUCGUAUACCCUCGACGGCUGCAAUCUGCUGGCCGCUACCAUGCCCGGUGGGAACCUUGCCGGCUAUAAUUUGGGCGGCACCACCGCUCAUGAGGUCGGCCAUUGGAAUGGCUUGUUGCAUACCUUCAAUGGCAAUAGUUGCGACCCUGGCGAUUUUGGCGAUUACGUCGCUGACACACCGCAGGAGAUGACGAGUACGAGUGAGUAG